AUUAUAAUGCGUUGUGCUGUAAGAUACUGUGGCAACAACAAUCGAAAUGGCAAUAAAAAGAAUUGGCGCUACUUUCACUUUCCAAAAGAUAAGCAACAGCUCAAGAAAUGGAUUGAAUUCUGCGAGCGCGACAUAACAAAUCCAACAACAGCCUGUAUCUGUAAUGAGCACUUCACUCCGGACGACUUUGAGCGUAAUAUGCAAUAUGAGCUUGGUUUCACACGUAAGAACCCAACAAAAUUAAAACCUGGAUCCUAUCCCACUAUACAUGGGCCACAGACUAAGUUGUUAUUAAAUAAUGCUAAGGAUAAACGCAGAAGUUGUAAAGAUGCAAACCCAUCUAGCAACCAUAAGAAGAAGCAGAAAGUGGAAGAGAAUUCAAAUAGCUCACAGCUUGAGCAGCUUACCCCAAAAACAAACAAAAGAGAAGAGGAAGCUGCUGAAAGUGGAAAUAGCCAGUAUCAAAGCUAUGAAAUGAUAGAGUAUAUUAGCGAAUCGGACGAUGCUCCCCUAACUGAUGAGGGGCCACGAAUCGGACGUAUUGAAUUGGAAAUAAUUGACUCGCUUGAUCCCCAAACAAAUACUGAAGAACAUGUGGAAAUCAUUGAAUCUGAGAGAGACAGUUAUGCAAGGCAUUUAGAAUGCGAAGUGAGCAGCCUAAGGCGUCAGGUUUUCUUCUUGAAAGAUGAGCGUAAAAAACUGAUGGAUGAAAUUCAAAGCCUAAGAGCAAUAGUUCAAAACGCUAGACUAAAAGACGAAUCCCUGGAGAGCCUUAACCUAGCCAAUAAUAAGACUAUUAUAAAAAGUAAACACAGACCUCCAAUUAAGAAGACAGUCAUGCUAUACACAGCAAAUAUUGAUAGCAUCAGGAAAUUACGAAAAAUAAACAAAAACGACUGAGUAAAAAUAACUCUAAUAACUAAAUUUACAAACAUAUGUAUAUAAGAAAUAUAUUUUUAUACAAACAUUGUUUAUACGUAAA
Drosophila mojavensis is the source of this 982-nucleotide messenger RNA. RefSeq names its product 52 kDa repressor of the inhibitor of the protein kinase. The record is from RefSeq and is a predicted model, not a curated record. Gene Ontology annotation, molecular function: sequence-specific DNA binding. NCBI's taxonomy places the organism in Eukaryota, Metazoa, Arthropoda, Insecta, Diptera, Drosophilidae. Bases 7 to 900 code for a protein of 297 amino acids. The transcript has 5 exons.